AUAGAGACGGUUUGUUGAUUCCCAGCUUGAACUCAACUGAACACGGAGGAACUGCUCCAGGAUUAGUUCACUGUUCCGUCAGAGGAAGUAUUUCAUAACUUUUGACUCUGUGAUCCGGUUUUGAUUCAUUCGACCCACUUCUGUGAACCGACAGGUACUGAUUCGACUCAGUUCUGGUCAGAUCAGUUAAACCCUGAUCCAUGAUUUUUAGCUUGCACAUGCGUACUGACAUCCUCUUUAAGUUGGGAAUUUGACCGACGUGCGUCUGUCUCUUAUCUUGAGUGCAUUUUUCAAGGUGUAGUGAUGUCACAGCAGGACAUCAUUGAUUUUUCUGCGCUGGAGAAGGAGCUCAAGGCGGCGGUGGAGUCUGAGAGAAAAUACCAGCGGGAAAACCAAGCGAAGCUGAGGGCCGUGAGCCAGGGAGUGGAUUACGAUCAGUUCAGGUGCAUCGCCAGGAAGUUUAAGGUCUGGUAGAGAAGAUCCAGGAGGGUCUGAGGUGGGAUAUCAGCGGGAAUAUGAAGAGUUGCUGAUUUCUUAAAGAUUCAUGGGUCAGUUUACUCUCCUGGAAGCUUGAUGGAUCCCUGGAAGUGUUCCUGGAAUCACUUCCUAAAUCUUAUCCAAGAGUUUUCUACAGAGUUCAGUGAACUUCAAGAGUCUUUAAAACAUCCCAGUGUUCCAUAAUAUAACAUGACAGUUAUUUAAAUGAAGGGAUCUAUCUAAAAUACUCCAGGAGGUAAGAAAAACAUUUACAUUUCUAUUGAGGGCUCCUUGGAAUGCUUUAUGAGAAUAUAUGAGAAAGUUCCAUGUUGUCCUGGAAUUUUUACAGUCAUAAACAGGAUAAUUGUCCAAAUAUUUAUUGGAUGAGUUCCAGGUAGCUCCUCCUGGAUCUUCCCAGCUGUAAUAAUCUAUACAUUUUUGGCGUUUCCAGGUUAAUGAUGUGUGUGUCUUUCCCUCAGAGGUCUGGUUCUGACCUCUCACCUGAAGCCUCUGGACAAGAAGGACAGAGACGGAGGUCCCCGGAAACAGCCAUGGAACCCUGUAGCUCCGGGAAACACGUGAUGGAUCAUCACUCCAGGCAGGACGGUCCAAUCUCCAUCCAGUACGAACUCUGUGGCGUGAUCCUGCUGUUUGUUCUAGGUUUAUGAAAGUUUAGCUUCAAGUGUUUUAUUGCAAAACAUUGAUUUGAUUUUUAUCUGUUUAUUAAACAUCAAGAACUCCAGAUAUAAGCUAACAGUUUCUCCUUGAAUGUUUCUAAUAAACUUCUCAUUUUAAAAUCCCUGCAGUAUUCCAGGCGUUUUUUGAAUUUUUCACAGAGGUACUUCUGGAUAUUUCUUCAACCAAGCAGAGUAGGAGGCACUGCAGCAGUCACUUCUGGUGUUUGGUAUAAACUUUAGUUUAACUCUAAGGCUCUCUGAACAGCUGAAAAAGUUGGGUGUCAGGAAUCUCUGAGGGCAGUUGGGUAACUGAAGUGAUUCUGGUGUUGCUUAGGACAUAAGAGAAGCUACUAAGUGGGUUAAGAUGCCUCUGAGAGGCCUUUGGGUAUCUCUCAAGGGUUCAGGUGUCUGAAGGAGAUUCAGGGUAUCUCUUUGAGGAGUUCAGGUAUCUCCAAAGUGGGUUUAGGGGUCUCAGACAGGUAUCUCUAAAGGGGUUUUGGUGUCUUUGAGGAGGAUUCAGGAGUGUUGGGUAUCUCUCCAGCUUGGUUCAGGUAAUUCGGAGAACGUUUCAGGUCAUUUGGGAGAGGGUGUUUCUCAAAAGGGUUUGUGUUGAGAAGAAACCCAAACUUUUUUAGGGAAGUUUGGGUUUCUUUUAGAGUGAUUCAGUCUAACGGGACGUUAUACCUCCUUUGUCUGACCAGGAGCAUCUUUUAGGAAUGUGUAGGUUUUUUAAAGGGGUUCAUGUAUCGCAAAACUAGACUUUAAAUAUCUCUCAGGGUGAUUAGAGGAAGUGAAUGGAAAGAAAGUCUCCUUGAUGCUUCUGAUGACUCAAUUUGUUUCUUUGAGUUGAUGAGGAACAGGAAGUGGUUUAAACUGAGCAGGUUCCCAUCUAGCGCUAAAACGCAGGGAGGAGCGCUCACUCUGACCAAUUUCUGCAAGCUCAUACAUGGUGCUUUGGGUUUUUGUGGUUGCUGUGAGGAGUGAGUGAUCUGUCUAACAGAGAGGAUCUCUGGCUGCAGCAGUAGAGGAAAUUUGGAGCUGCAGAGUGAAGUUUGUCAGAAACAGGAGGUUGUUCAUCACUUCAUCACUCUGUUUCUCUCCGGUUUCUGAUCAAACCAGUUGAUUUCUGUGGACUAUCGCUUCUGGGAUCAUGAAGGAUCAAAACUAUAAGGACGAGGUGACGGAGAUUCUGGAGGAAGCUCCAAACGCCAGGAAAGCUCUGCAGGAAAACUAUCAAAACCUGCUCAAUGUGGCUGAUUACUGCUACAACACCUACACCCAGUCAGGUGAAAACAGCAAGAAGGCAUUGGAGGAAACUAAAAACUUUACCACCCAAUCAUUAGCCAGUGUUGCGUAUCAGAUCAGCACUCUGGCUAACAGCGUCCUGAGUCUGCUAGACGCUCAGACCAAUCAGCUUCGCCAGAUGGAGUCCUCCAUAAAUCUGAUUGGUCAGACCAUAGAAAUGCACAAAGAGAAAGUUGCACGGAGGGAAAUAGGUGCCUUCACGGCAGUCAGACGAGUUCCUCGCAACCAUAAGAUCAUCCCUCCAACUGGCACACAGCCCCGCCCAUCGUACAGCCGCCGACCAAUCAACUACCAGCAGCUGGACGAGAUCGGCCACGGCGUGAAGGUCUCUGGGAAACAGCCGGAGAAAACGGGAACGAUCCGGAAACACGGAGCCUCCAUCAGGUCCAACAAAGCUCCUGAGCCAGUUCAGUGCCCAGUGGCGCCCCCUGCUGGAGGGUCCAGCUUUGGGAAACCUGUAGCUCCGCCCACCAUCCCCACCAUCGGCCAGGCUCCACCUGACUCUGACAUCCUCACCAGUUUGCUGGACGAAGCUCCACUUCCUCCUCCUCUCCCUGACGAGACGUUGCCUCAGAGUGGGGAUGCCAUCUCCGGCCUGCCCCCUCCUCCUCCGCCUCCUGAUUCCUCAGGACUGAUGGUGGCUCCAACGGCUCCUCCUCCUCCUCCGCCUCCUCCUCCUGGUUCCUCUGGAGUUGUGAUCAAUCAAAGCGCCCCACCUCCCCCUCCACCUCCUCCUCCACCUCCUUCUUCUUCUGGGGUUGUGAUCAAUCACAGCGCUCCUGCUCCUCCUCCAAUCGCACCGCUCACCCUAGAAACAGUGGUGGAGGAGAACAGCCUGCCGCCUCCUUCCCCUCCACCUCCCUCUGAUAAUAACGGCUUCCCACCAUUACCCAAUGAUGGCUCAGAUUUUCUAGCCCCGCCCCCACCGCCUCCACCUCCCCAGGAAGGAGACGUGACCCUCACAUCUCGGAGGAGUCGCCGCCGCCGCUCGCCUCCAACCACUCGCUCUGUCUCUCUGCGGGUUCGCUCAGGCCCCGCCUCUCGCUGCCGCUACACUCGCUCUCUCUUCUUGCCUGCAGUCCAGUCAUUCAGGAUCCCCCCUCCUCCCCCCUACCCUCCCCCUCAUGCCCCCCCAGAGCCCGCUGCCUCUUCAUCCUCCUCUUCCUCUUCCCCCUUCCCCCUGCUCUCUCGCUCUUCCUCCGCCUUCCCUCGGCUCUGCUUACCUGCUCGCCUCGAACACCUGGAUCUUCAGAUCUUAGCCCCGCCCCCUCCUCUUCCAUUGGAUGAUAUUGGAGGUUUUGAUGACAUCAUGCCGCCCCUUCCUCCUCCAGUGGACUAUGACAUCAAUGCUCCUCCAGACUACCUGGAGAAAGUGGUGGCGCUGUAUACUUACGAGGCUUCCAAGCCUGACGACCUCCCUCUAACUGAGGGGGACAUCGUCUACGUGAUGCGUCGCCAUGACGACGGCUGGUGUGAGGGCGUCUGUAAUGGCCGGGAAGGCUUCUUCCCGAAGAACUACGUCCAGGCAUGUGACUAGAUGAAGCCACGCCCCUUUUCUGUUUGCUGUGGAGAUGCUUAUUUUUUUUUGUUUUAUUCAUCAAAACAAGUUAUGGAGAUACAUUAUUAUUCCAUCUAUAAGUAGGUAAUUAAUAUGUGUCUGAGUGUAAAUAACAGAAAUAAAGUUUAUCUGAAAAGCUC
Poecilia reticulata (guppy) is the source of this 4157-nucleotide messenger RNA. RefSeq names its product ABI family, member 3a (gene abi3a). Gene Ontology annotation, molecular function: signaling adaptor activity; SH3 domain binding. Lineage: Eukaryota; Metazoa; Chordata; Actinopteri; Cyprinodontiformes; Poeciliidae. Gene Ontology annotation, cellular component: lamellipodium; actin-based cell projection; SCAR complex. The record is from RefSeq and is a predicted model, not a curated record. Gene Ontology annotation, biological process: neuron migration.